UCUGAAAGCUGUCACAAGAGAACAGAAGGUUUCUUCAAAACUGGGACUCCCUAUUAAUUUAUAUUGAGUUGAGAACUCAUCGAGCAAAGUCACACUAUUAGUUUUCUGGUGAAAAAAGAAGCAAUUAUGGGUGAUAUAUGGCAACAGAUUUUGGAAAAUUUUUUAAUUUCCGACAAAAAUCGCUCUGAAUAUACGGAAGAUGCGCAGGGAAUUGUAAAUUAUGUUAUGGAGGAACUUAAAAGCGUUGAUUCGCAAUUUGCUAAAGCUUUUGACGGUCUUAGCCUUGGAGGAAGUUACUUGGAUCGCGUCAAGCUGCGUACUCCCGAUGAAUUUGAUCUGCAUAUGAAACUAAAAUUCCCAUUUCCAAUCUACCCAAGGGCGUACAGCAACGGAUUUAUGUAUUUAUAUGCGCCCAUAGGAAGAAAUAGUUGCAAUAUUGUAUCGUGGGAUGGCUAUAUUCAUACGGCAGCAUUGCAAGAUUGGUUGCGCGGUGCAUUUCGAAAGAUUUUCAAGUCGAAUUUGUCUCUUAAAUGUCCAUCUGGUAGAAGCUACGAAGUUAGUUAUACACUCGCUGGCUACGCUUGUGCCCAUAGCCUAAAGGCAACGUGUGGCAGUCGUGUUAUUGAAUUUGAUCUGGUGCCGGCUUUUUCAUUUUCCCGGUCCGAGUGGCCUUCAUUUAAUCUCCCAGUUCCUAAUAAUAUGGCACCCCCGUGGUCUUGGUAUGCCGUACCCCAAACGAAGAAACACUUAAAUGACGACCGUACAUAUUUGGCCAUUUCCCCCAUGUGGGAACGGGAAAUGAUGAAAGAUAAACAGAAUCUAAAAAACGUUUUGCGUCUCAUGAAAGCAUUACGGGAUGCGCACAAGCCAGAUUUACCUCAUCUAAGCAGUUACAUGCUUAAAACAGUCAUUCUUCACAGGAUGGACAACAUCUCCUGGGACUCGAACCUUGGAUCCUUAUUCAUAGAGAUGUGGAGCCGCUUGGUGGAGAAUCUUCGCAAUCGUCGUCUGCCCUACUACUUGGCCAAUGGGCAUAACGUCUUCGACCGGAUGAAUGAUCAAGAACUGAGCAAAUGUUUGGCUACCGCCACAGAUCUUCUCUACAAGCUUCGCAAUUAUCAAAAUAAUCCUGGGCAAUUGAGGAAACUUUUUGAUUUAAACUAA
This is a messenger RNA of Drosophila bipectinata, 1164 nucleotides long. Its product is annotated as cyclic GMP-AMP synthase-like protein. NCBI's taxonomy places the organism in Eukaryota, Metazoa, Arthropoda, Insecta, Diptera, Drosophilidae. The record is from RefSeq and is a predicted model, not a curated record.